AUGGUCUUUUGCGUUCGUACAGUCGCUGCAGAAUCACAUAAUCAUCGCGUUGCGUCCUGCCCUCAUGCCUGCGCAGCAUCUUCGUUCGAGGACACUCAUUUCACAGUGCGGUACUCGCAACGCCGAAAGGGAGCGUCCCGCAACGAAGUGAACUUGAUGGCUAUACUAUCAAGGUUGUGUGGAGUGUUCGCGCUGGGACCAUCUUAG
Molecule: messenger RNA, 207 nt
Organism: Necator americanus (New World hookworm)
Lineage: Eukaryota; Metazoa; Nematoda; Chromadorea; Rhabditida; Ancylostomatidae
Exons: 2
Coding region: 1-207 (68 amino acids)
Source: RefSeq, a predicted model, not a curated record